Molecule: messenger RNA, 2585 nt
Organism: Nasonia vitripennis (jewel wasp)
Lineage: Eukaryota; Metazoa; Arthropoda; Insecta; Hymenoptera; Pteromalidae
Gene: slx1
Product: structure-specific endonuclease subunit slx1
Exons: 4
Coding region: 1360-2169 (269 amino acids)
Biological process (GO): double-strand break repair via homologous recombination
Cellular component (GO): Slx1-Slx4 complex
Molecular function (GO): 5'-flap endonuclease activity; crossover junction DNA endonuclease activity
Source: RefSeq, a predicted model, not a curated record
UGUUUGUACUGUUUGCAGUUGUAACCUCUUGAACAUUACAAAGUUCUUAUUAUAAGUUCAGUUAUUAUAGUAUAUAAUACAUUGAAAGAGUUGUACAAUUUAAAUCACGAAAUGGAAGAUCUAAUCUUGCUAGAUAACUUUUUAUCGUCUUCUAGUAGUGAAAACAGUGAUGAUGAAAAUGACGCGAUCAUGUUUUUCAUUCCGCGUCGUGAACGUCGAAGAAUUCCUCGAAUCAAUAAUUACAUAGAAACUGUAAUUGUAAGAUACAAUAAUAAUGAUUUUAAAGAAAAAAAGAUACCAUGCAAACAGCUGACGCGGAACGAUUUCACAGUAACAGUACAGCAGCGGAAUUUCGAACGCGGACCGGACUGCUGUACCGCUGCUGGCGUUCCCUCUGGAACACACCCGUAGUUUCGACAAAUCAGAGCGACUCCGCGCGGACUUACAGAACUACGAGCUCGAAUCAGCGUCGGUCCGCUGGGCGUAUGUGGUGGUGGAAAAUUCGGGCGAGCACAUGAUGACGCACUUCAGGCACACGUGUUGACCGCCCUAACUCACCCUGGUUACUAUAUCUAUAGCUAUAAGGAACAGCGAGUUUGUUCCUCGCUGUUCCUCAUAGCUAUAGAUAUAAUAACCCAUGUUAAUCGACGCUGUUCAUCACUAUUCCUUUUACGUGUGAUAGCCCCUGAAGUCUCUCGACGAGAGUUGAGAACAUGAGAAAAUGUCGCUUGACCUGAAAGUGAGAAAUUUACAUCUUUGUAAUAAUGCUUAUAAUGCUUUAUGUUGGUAUAAUACGGCUGUUAUUACGGAUACUAAUAUUACUACAGCAGAGACCAAGGUUUGUGGAUUUGAACAUUUAAAAAAUUUGUUUUCAAACAUAUUAUUAACACCUGGAAAAAAUAAAUGUUAUAAUCAUACCAUGAUUUUAAACAUUUACCAUUAUAGGCUUUUACCAAUAGCGGUGGUUGCCUAGCGAAAUUGCGUGUUUAUAUUUUAUUUCCAUUUCCAUUGUUCCUCUGUCCCUUUCACGCAUCCCUGCCUGCCUGUAUACGCUGUGUACGCUGUACCGCUUACUCGACUCCUGCAACGGCCAGGUGUCGCCAACUUUGGACAGUUGAAUUUGUUGAAUGCAUUUGUUGCAUUGUUGCCAACGCGGAAUAGGAGGGAACAGCUUCUCAUGAUCCUGAGAGUCCUGCUGCUCCUACUCCAUAACUCCACCAUGCGGCAGGGCUGUUAAUCCACCUUGCUAUUACAUUGCAGUACACUAUGAGCUUUCUGCAUCUGCAGUAGUAAUAUUUGAGGUUAGUUUCCAACUGACAUAAACAGUGUUUUUGAAAGAAAUAUUACACUAAAGACAAUAUGACAGCGGAGCCACAAGACGUUGAACAUUUUUUCGGAGUUUAUUUACUAUAUUGUAAAAAUGUUAAAUACAAAGGAAGGACUUACAUUGGUUACACCGUGGAUCCAAAACGAAGAAUAAAGCAACAUAAUGCCGGAAAAGAUUUUGGUGGAGCAUGGAGAACAAGCAACAGAGGUCCAUGGGAAAUGGUGCUCAUCGUUCAUGGAUUUCCGAAUUCCACUUCUGCUUUACGGUUCGAGUGGGCCUGGCAGCACCCGGAGUUGAGCCGACGACUGCGACACGUGCCGCGAAAGAAGUCCCGCCAGAAGUCCUUCGACUACUGCCUGACGGUACUUUCGGCUAUGCUGCACGUGGGCCCGUGGUCCCGGUUGCCGCUGACCGUGCGUUGGCUCGACGACGAGUUCGGAAGCAGCUUCGCAAGCCAGGUCAGUCCGCCGCUGCACAUGCCCAUCGGCUACGGCAAAGUCGCCUCGAAGAAGCCAAAGGACGCAAGCAAGGCCAAGGCGGCUAAACUCGAUGCAGCUGCGUCGACGGAGAAGAAGGAGGAGAAGUGCUCGUUGUGCUCGAAAUGCGUCGAAAGCGAGGACAGGCUCAGCUGCGUCCAGCCUGGAUGUCAGUUAGUCGCGCAUUUGAUCUGCCUGGCGGAGUCUUUUAAGCGGGACGAGAUGAUCUUGCCGCUCGAGGGUGUCUGUCCUCUCUGCGACACGAAUGUUCUGUGGGGCGACUUGAUCAGGAAGAAGAUCGGCUGCAAUAUGCAUCUGGAUGAUGAGGAGAAUAACUCCGACUCGUCGGACUAUAGCGAUGAUUAGAUUUUAUUGGUUUUUACAGCGUUGAUGCGAUAGCUUUAUUUUAGCGAUAUUUUGUACAUGUAGUGCGAUGGAUUUUUGUUGAUUGAUUUUUAUCACGAUUGUUUGGAUGGAUUUUGUAAAUAUUAGUUCUAUUUUUUAAAAAUAAUGCACGAUGAAUUUUCAAUGUCUGCGGUCGAUGUAUAGAAACUAUAAGGCCAACGGCGGCCUAGUAACCGAAAAAUGCGAGCUCAAUUAGUGUCGCGUCUGAUCGAUUCGGCGCACGUAUAUAGGAAUCGAUGAAUCGCAGGCGUGUGAUAUGUAUGAGAGGAAUUUAAAAUAAUUACUUUCGAGGGUGUAUAGGCGCUCGAUAUAAGCGGUUAUACUUUAUACAAAUCGAAACUUUGAAAUACAUUUAUAUUUUUUCCAGCAAGACGCUA